GUGCAAUGGAGAAUAGCCAUUUAAGUGAUCAAGAAAUUGUUCCCACUAGUCAGGAUGAAUCGAGUUUACAAGUUUCAAGUGAACUCAGAUUGUUAAAUCUUAAUUCUGAUGAGUUUUUAGCCGAGGAAAAAAAUGCUACAUUCAGUGAUGAAGAUGCUUCAGUUAGCAAUGAAGAUGCUUCA
Molecule: messenger RNA, 182 nt
Organism: Eruca vesicaria subsp. sativa (arugula)
Lineage: Eukaryota; Viridiplantae; Streptophyta; Magnoliopsida; Brassicales; Brassicaceae
Source: the annotation of a GenBank genome assembly